CCUUGCUCCCCCCACGUGUCCGCCCGAGUUUCUCCACCGGCAACAUGGCCGCUGCCUGAGAGAAGAACCGGGCCGCUGCCGCCUCUGCUGCCCGCGGGUACCUGGGCCGUUGCAGCCGCCCGCCUGCGGGCCCCGCGGAGAGAUCGAGUCCAGGGACUGCGCGGCUGGCUCCCCCCUAGUAUGGCCAAUGAAGAGGAUGACCCAGUCGUACAGGAGAUCGACGUGUACUUGGCCAAAAGUCUGGCAGAGAAGCUCUAUCUGUUUCAGUACCCUGUGCGUCCAGCCUCGAUGACCUACGAUGACAUUCCGCACCUCUCAGCCAAGAUCAAGCCCAAGCAGCAGAAGGUAGAGCUCGAGAUGGCCAUCGACACGCUGAAUCCCAACUACUGCCGCAGCAAAGGGGAGCAGAUCGCGCUGAACGUGGAUGGCGCCUGCGCUGACGAGACGAGCACCUACUCCUCGAAGCUGAUGGACAAGCAGACGUUCUGCUCUUCGCAGACCACCAGCAACACCUCCCGUUACGCUGCUGCGCUCUACAGGCAAGGUGAGCUCCACCUGACACCUUUACAUGGCAUCCUGCAGCUGCGGCCCAGCUUCUCCUACCUGGAUAAGGCCGACGCCAAGCACCGUGAGAGGGAGGCCGCUAAUGAGGCAGGAGACUCUUCACAGGAUGAGGCAGAAGAAGAUGUGAAGCAGAUCACGGUGCGAUUCUCCCGGCCGGAGUCGGAGCAGGCCCGCCAGCGGCGCGUGCAAUCCUAUGAGUUCCUGCAGAAGAAGCAUGCCGAGGAGCCCUGGGUGCACCUGCACUACUGCGGCCUGAGGGACAGCCGCUCUGAGCACGAGCGCCAGUACCUGCUGUGCCAGGGCUCCAGCGGCGUGGAGAACACCGAGCUCGUCAAGUCGCCCAGUGAGUACCUCAUGAUGCUGAUGCCUCCCAGCCAGGAGGAGGAGAAAGACAAACCUGUGGCCCCCAGCAACGUCCUGUCCAUGGCCCAGCUGCGCACCCUGCCCCUGGCCGAUCAGAUCAAGAUCCUGAUGAAGAACGUGAAGGUCAUGCCUUUUGCCAACUUGAUGAGCCUCCUGGGCCCUUCCGUGGACUCUGUGGCUGUUCUGCGUGGCAUCCAGAAGGUGGCGAUGUUAGUCCAAGGAAACUGGGUGGUGAAGAGUGACAUCCUGUACCCGAAAGACUCUUCCAGCCCGCACAGCGGCGUGCCUGCCGAGGUCCUCUGCAGGGGCCGAGACUUUGUUAUGUGGAAGUUCACGCAGAGCCGGUGGGUGGUAAGGAAAGAGGUGGCAGCGGUGACCAAACUCUGCGCGGAAGAUGUAAAGGACUUUCUGGAGCACAUGGCUGUGGUGAGGAUCAACAAAGGCUGGGAGUUCAUACUGCCCUAUGACGGCGAGUUCAUCAAGAAGCAUCCCGAUGUGGUCCAGCGGCAGCACAUGCUCUGGACAGGCAUCCAGGCCAAAUUAGAGAAAGUUUAUAAUCUUGUGAAGGAAGCCAUGCCAAAAAAGCCGGAUGCACAGUCAGGGCCUGCCGGGCUGGUCUCUGGGGACCAGCGGGUCCACGUCGCCAGGAGACAGGCCCAGCAGAACCACACGUCGUUGGAGCAGGAGCUACAGCGGAGGAAGGAGCAGCUGCAGGCGUCCAUGGUCCUGCCCAGCGUGCGGAUCAAGGAGGAGCCCAUGAGUGAGGAGGGGGAGGAGGAGGAGGAGGAGCGGGAGGCGGAGGAAGACGAGGAGCCCAUGGACACCUCGCCCGGCGGUGGUGGCGGCCUCCACAGCAGGCUGGCCAACGGGCUGCCUGCCGGUCGGGCAGCAGGCGGGGACAGCUUCAACGGGCAACCGCUCCCAGGCUCUGCCGGCUCCCCCGUGGCGCGGGAACUGAGGGCCUUCGUGCAGGCCACCUUUCAGAAACAGUUUGUGCUCACACUGAGCGAACUCAAGCGCCUCUUCAACCUGCACUUGGCCAGCCUGCCCCCUGGCCACACGCUGUUCAGCGGCAUCUCGGACCGCAUGCUGCAGGACACGGUGCUGGCCGCCGGCUGCAAGCAGAUACUGGUGCCUUUUCCCCCACAGACUGCUGCUUCCCCGGAUGAGCAGAAGGUGUUCGCCCUCUGGGAGUCUGGAGACAUGAGUGACCAGCAUCGACAGGUUUUGCUUGAAAUUUUUUCCAAAAAUUACCGCGUACGCCGGAAUAUGAUCCAGUCUCGGCUAACUCAAGAGUGUGGAGAAGAUCUGAGUAAACAGGAGGUGGAUAAAGUGCUCAAGGACUGCUGUGUAAGCUAUGGUGGCAUGUGGUACCUUAAAGGGACGGUACAGUCUUGACAAUGGUUGCAAACCACUACCCCAGUGAAUCCAAGCCCAGGAAGGACGGCAGAGCCGGCAGAGGUGGAAGUAGAGUCUCGAUUGCUUCAGAAGACACAGCGCAAGAGGGACUGAGCAUCUCGUGGCCUGUGGCGUUGCACUGUGGACAGAGGGGAUCGUGCUCAGCCAGUGGUAGGGUCAGCUUAAGUUAGAUCACUCCCAGAGGAGACCAGCCGGGACCUCCUUUGCAGUACAGUUUGAAAUUCCUGAUGUAUUUUGCUUAUUAUUUGGUUUCAUUCUCAUAAUAAAGAGAGUGUAUACUGAA
Messenger RNA from Phacochoerus africanus (Common warthog), 2629 nucleotides. RefSeq names its product RNA polymerase III subunit E (gene POLR3E). Gene Ontology annotation, biological process: DNA-templated transcription. Gene Ontology annotation, cellular component: nucleus; RNA polymerase III complex. The coding region runs from base 181 to 2325 and encodes 714 amino acids. The transcript has 21 exons. The record is from RefSeq and is a predicted model, not a curated record. Lineage: Eukaryota; Metazoa; Chordata; Mammalia; Artiodactyla; Suidae.